AUGCAAAAGAAUGAAUCUGAAGUUAUUGAAAAACAAGAAGAUCAUGGUGAACUUCCAAAGGAAAUUGUAAGUGGUGCCCCUCAGGAAUUAGUCACCGAAAGGGUUGUUCGAAUCUAUAAAGAAAGUAAACCUGCCACUCAAAGUGGUAUUUGGGGGCGUCAUAAUUGGAAACUCGACUGGGACGUUUUAGGAAAAGGUCAUAGAUGGGAGAAUGAUUUGAUUGGGUACCAAAGUUCUAGUGACUAUAUGCAAGGUACCAUAAUGAAAUUUGAUACAAAGGAAUCUGCGAUAAAAUUUGCACAGGGCCAAGGCUGGACUUUCUUUGUUCAGGAGCCAAACGAGCGCCGUUUCAAAAAGAAAGACUACUCCAAGAACUUUUACCACAGUCCAACAAAGCUGAAACAUAUUAGAACAAAAUAA
This is a messenger RNA of Hansenula anomala, 420 nucleotides long. RefSeq names its product ETC complex I subunit. The transcript is spliced from 3 exons. Gene Ontology annotation, biological process: electron transport chain. Lineage: Eukaryota; Fungi; Ascomycota; Saccharomycetes; Phaffomycetales; Wickerhamomycetaceae. Bases 1 to 420 code for a protein of 139 amino acids. The record is from RefSeq and is a predicted model, not a curated record.